Schistosoma spindalis is the source of this 1926-nucleotide messenger RNA. The record is from the annotation of a GenBank genome assembly. Lineage: Eukaryota; Metazoa; Platyhelminthes; Trematoda; Strigeidida; Schistosomatidae.
AUGGGUAUGCCUUCUCAUGUCAAGCAAAGUAUUAAGCAAGCUCAACUGGUACUUGAAUCAUUAAAACAGGAUCAUGAACAAGCCUUAUCUGCCUUAAGUACAUUUUGUAAUUCAGAAAACAGUCAUUCGUCACCAAAUCUUAACACAAGUCUAGAAUGUGAAAAAGUCUUUAAUCAAGAGAAAAUUCCAAUAAUUCAAGCUGCACUAAAACAAAUCGAGAAAGGAUUAGACGACUCAGAGGUUAUGAUCACAUUUGCCAAAUAUAUCGAACAUUUGGAAGCUGAGCUGUUAAAGGUACAGUUGCACAAUCAAAGGUUAACUGAAGAAACUUGUUGGCUUCGAGAUGAGCUAAAGUACACACAAACAAAACUGGAGGAAAACGAAUCGCUGCUUGCUCAAACAGAAGUCGAAAAAAAACAUCUUGAGUUUAUGUUGGAUUUAAAGAAAUAUGACAUAUCUUCCAGCAGUUGUGAUGCUGAAAAAAAGGAUGAUCCGCCGAUGAUGGUUGCGUCUGUUCUCGGCCUAAUGAGUUCUUCAAGCCAUUUGAACACAUCUAAUCAUGUGGAUCGAUUCGAUACACACAACAAAUUUUGGAAACCGACUACAACAACAACUACCACUGUUCCAUCAUUUUCACCAUACAACCACUUAGAAAUGAGCGGAAUAAUGAACACUAGUUUACUUGAUGCGGAUAUGGACUCAUUGUCAGUAAAUCGAAAUCGUAAUCCAAGUGAAUUCCACGGUUUAGGUGGACAUCGGAAUUCCCAGUCAAUUUAUGUUCCCCCUGGGCUUAGAACACUACAUCACAUAGCCUUACGUUAUACAAGUCAGGGAAAGCAUGAUGUUGCAGCAUCUUUAUGUUUACAAGCUAUCCGAGAUUUAGAAGAAUCUGGUGGUCGUGACCAAGCUGAGGUUGCUGCUCUACUGAAUAUCUUAGCUUUGGUUUACCGUGAUCAAGGAAAAUACAAGGACGCAUCUGAUAUUCUCAAAGAAGUAAUAAAUAUACGGGAGAAACUUUUGGGACCUAACCAUGUGCUGGUAGCAGCCGCUUUAAAUAAUUUGGCAGUUUUACAUGCUAAAGCUGGUCAAUUUACUGAAGCGGAACCGUUGUGUCGGCGAGCGCUUAGUAUACGUGAAAAAUUAUUAGGUGCAGAUCAUUUGGAUGUAGCAAAACAGUUGAACAAUUUGGCUUUACUUUGUCAAAGUCAAGGGAAAUUUGAUGAAGUCGAAUCUGCAUUUCGACGAGCCUUAGAUAUAUAUGUCAAACAUCAUAAGCCUUCAUCGCCUAUCAUACGAAAAGCCAAAAGUAAUUUGGCUUCUGCAUUAUUGAAACGUCGAAAUUUAGCAGAUGCGGAAUCUCUAUUAAAAUCAGUUUUAACACCAGAUCAUGGUUAUACUUCAACACAGCAAAAAAGUCAUUUAAUGAAUAAUUUUUUACAAUCAGAAAAUGUUGAACAUGAUUCAGCUAUUUAUUCAUUAUCUUCACUAGGUAGUAGUCAUAUAAGUAGUAUUAGUAGUAAUGGUGGUUAUCGUGGUGUUGGAUCUUUGUUAGAUGGUGGUGUUGUUUUACCAUGUGAUUCAACUGAACAAUCUCUGAUAAUGAAUUCGUCUAGUCGACCAGUUAAUCCAUUAUGGGUAAUAUUAGAACAAAGUAUCAAAGAUAAUAAUCAUCAAAAAUUUUCACUUGUUACAUGGGCUUCGGAAGCCAGAAUCGAACUAUCUGUGGUUCAUAGUGCAGUACGUAAUUUAGCUAUAGUUUAUCAACGUCAAGGUCUACAAUCCCAUGCUAACUUAUUGCUUGAGUGGCUUCAAAUGGCAAUUACUGAUUGUAGACCACGUUUAAAUCAUACGUCUUCAUUGGCCUGUUCGCCGAUAAAAUGCACACAAUCAGUCCAUGGUAUCAACUCACAUGUAUUCAAUAGCUAA